Gambusia affinis (western mosquitofish) is the source of this 866-nucleotide messenger RNA. RefSeq names its product receptor accessory protein 5 (gene reep5). Lineage: Eukaryota; Metazoa; Chordata; Actinopteri; Cyprinodontiformes; Poeciliidae. The transcript is spliced from 5 exons. The record is from RefSeq and is a predicted model, not a curated record. Bases 92 to 661 code for a protein of 189 amino acids.
GGCUCUCGCUGUGUCGGGUUACAGGGGUGUGGCUCCACCAUCAGCCAUCAUUUCCUAAUUCAUCCGCAUCGCUGAAGGAGGAAGCGCAGCCAUGGCGCAGGGUCUCAAGGAGCGAUUUGGCAAGUUCCUUCAUGAGAAAAACCUCGUGACAGAUGCUCUAGCAAAAGUCGAAGCCAAAACUGGAGUAAACCGGACGUAUAUCGCUGCCGGAGUCAUAGCGGUGGUCGCAGUUUACCUCGUCAUUGGUUACGGAGCCUCCCUGCUGUGUAACCUGAUCGGCUUUCUUUAUCCAGCCUACAUAUCGAUCAAGGCGAUUGAAAGUGCGACGAAGGAUGAUGACACAAAGUGGCUGACCUACUGGGUGGUCUACGGACUCUUCAGUGUGGCAGAGUUCUUUGCUGAUAUCUUCCUCUCCUGGUUCCCUUUCUACUAUAUUGGAAAGUCUGCCUUCCUGGUGUGGUGCAUGGCUCCCACUCCUUCUAACGGCUCAAUCCUGAUCUACCAACGGGUUAUUCGACCGCUCUUCCUCAAGAAUGAGGCCAAGAUUGACGACGCAGUGAAAAACAUCAAAGACAAGGCAUCAGAGGCAGCAGACAAAUUCAAAGAAGAGGCUAAGAAAGCCACAGCAAACAUCAUCUUCGAGGAGAAGAAAAACUUCUAAGACUGAUGCCUUCGCACACCGCCGGCUCCGGACCUGACCGUGGUACAGAAGCUAAAUGUUUUUAGGUCAUCACAACUGUUAGCUUGAGCUACAUGCUGGAUGUGUUUCAUUUAAAUCAUAUUAAAGUUGUUUCUCAUAUCUAUUAUGCUGUAUAAAUAUUCAUCGGCGUGUGCUUCAUGACCCCAAUUAAAAGAGAUACAUUGAA